ACCAUAUGGCGUCGCCAAAACCUCGCCGUUUGGCGACGGUCGCCAUAUGGCGUUGCGGCUUUUCCAACGCCUCGCCGUAUGGCGUUACGGCGUCGCCAAAGCCCCGCCGUAUGGCGUCGCAUUGGUGGCGUUCCGGUGUUGCCAACACCUCGCGGGUUGGCGACGUUCAACGUAUGGUGUGGCCUUAACAACCUUAGCUACGAUUCUUAGCAUCCGUUGCCUCUUAUGGAUUUUUGUUUAUGCCAUAUACACUCUUAGGAACCCUCAGAGAUCUCAUAAUAUAUCCGCUAUCUUGGGACGAAGCAGAGGAAAGGACGAAGCAGAGGAAAGGGCAUUACAUUUAAUUAAAGAAGCUACUGCUGUUACACUGCAUAUGCUUGUCAAUCUACACAGACUUGUCGUAUACGACCAGGAUAAACAUGUCUGUCACGGAUGAAGCUGGAUUUGUCCUAUCAUAGAUAAUAUGUGGGUGGGUAUCCAUGGUGUGUGACUUAUGUUCAUAUUUACAGAGAAGUUGGAAAUUCUGUAUGAUUGCCUGUGUUAAUAUUUGGGAUUUUAUAAAAAACUCUUAUUUGUCUUUUUGUGUUUAAUAUUUAAUCAUUAAUAUGUUGAUGAUGUGGCAAGUAGAAUGUGUGGCUAUUAUUUAAGGAAUACUCUUCCAAGCUUGCUGAUCUUG
Andrographis paniculata is the source of this 676-nucleotide messenger RNA. RefSeq lists its product as uncharacterized. The transcript is spliced from 3 exons. The record is from RefSeq and is a predicted model, not a curated record. NCBI's taxonomy places the organism in Eukaryota, Viridiplantae, Streptophyta, Magnoliopsida, Lamiales, Acanthaceae. Bases 47 to 436 code for a protein of 129 amino acids.